AUGCCGCCUCCUAACUCACAUGGCACGCCACCCUCUCCGACGACCUCGGCACCUGACCCUCCACACCGAUCGUCGAUUCCCACACCUCCCCCUGUGGAGACCGAUAACGCCCACGAUGACAACGUAAACUUCCUACGAUCGCGACCAGCUCUUUUUAAUCCGCUACUACCCUCCUUGAGCCGACAGCGUCGCCGUCGUUACCCGACUAAUCCGCCACUGCAAAGCGAGGAUCGCAUGGAGGUGGAUGAUUCUACAAACCCACGCACGUCCGUUGAACUCAACCGUCGCAUCCCGAUUGUCCGCCGCCAGGAGAGAUCGACCGAUAUGCCAAACUACGAGGGCCGAGUGCCCAACACACGAUCGCUGUAUGGAUGGGCACCUGGAUCCGAUGAUGAGGAUGGUAUUGCGCACGAAGAGUCAGAAGAUGAGCAGAUGCAACCCUUCCUCCAUUCCAUCUCAAGUCGUGAUACAGCCCCCACACGACCUCCACGAAAUGAGGUCCCGGGCCCCGCACAAGUGAUGCCCCAUGAGUUUGAGACGUUACCAGGCAGCAACCGGGCUCGGGCACCGAUCUCGGCAGUGGCGGCAUUGUUGCAAUCUGCAAGGCGUCAGCCACGACUUUCAAGAAGUCGGACACUAGAGAACUACAUCAUCGAUCGCUAUUCAGAUACCACUCCAGAGGAGGAUUCUGAAAAUACGAUAGCGGUUGCGUCUCGGGGAUAUCGCUAUCGUCCCUCGUCGCGCGGGGACUCACAUCAUACCAACCUCACCCACAACGCCCUACGCGCUCGCGCUGCCGCUCAUCGCCAGCUACACUCAGAUACAUAUUUGGGCAAUGUGCUAGGAGAAACCAUCCACUAUCUUGAUUGUAUUCGGUAUUCAAACUCCCUUGAAGAGAGUAUGCUUGCCGCGGCGGAGAGCCGGCUACCCAUCUCAAUAGAUAAUAAGUCUUGGAGAGAUACGGACUUUAUUCUAUAUACCCUCAACAUUGCGCCACCUGCAGCGUGCUCAUGGUUUCGAUCUGGAAUGUCCUUUUCGGGCUGUCAACGAGCUGCGAGUGCCGGGUGUUCAGUGUUAUCGCAACGUGUCUCUAGCCCGCACGCCUCCAGUGAGCCUGUUAUUGUAAAUGGAAGUGAUACUACCCGAGUCACAGUUUCUACCACAAGUGGCCGCCGAAACUUAGCUAAUAACCGCGAUGAAAAUUGGCCUGUGAAAGUCACGAUACAUCAGAUCAACCGCGACGACAUGACUUUAUCCGGCACCAUGGAGGCCUACAAUAUCCCCGAUAAGACCUCACCCACCCACGAUGCACAUAUUGUGACUUUCUUGGAGGGUGAAAUCAUCGAUUUCAACAAUCACACGCUGGAGACAAAGAACUUCAAAGCAGAUGCGGACAUUGAUAGCACAUACUGGCGUGAACUGCAACCAUUUAAGGACCUGACAGAUGCUGAGAUGGCCCGGAACCUUGUGAGUCGGAAGUGGAUAACCGAGGAAUUAUCCAAGGGAUGGAUCUUGAUGAGAUGGAAGGAACGAUGUUUCAUCACCCCAACCGAUGCUCGCCAAGGUCUUACAAUCUCCGGGUUCUACUACAUCUCUCUUCGCCGUGAGGAUGGGCAUAUAGAAGGCUUGUACUAUGACCCAGGAAGCUCACCUUAUCAGCAGCUCUCCUUGAAUCCAGAAGUAUCGAAAAUGGUUUGCCCUUCUUACGCUUUCCGCUGA
Messenger RNA from Penicillium vulpinum, 1719 nucleotides. Its product is annotated as GID4/VID24 family protein. The coding region runs from base 1 to 1719 and encodes 572 amino acids. Gene Ontology annotation, biological process: proteasome-mediated ubiquitin-dependent protein catabolic process; negative regulation of gluconeogenesis; protein catabolic process in the vacuole. Gene Ontology annotation, cellular component: GID complex; extrinsic component of membrane. The transcript is spliced from 3 exons. The record is from RefSeq and is a predicted model, not a curated record. Lineage: Eukaryota; Fungi; Ascomycota; Eurotiomycetes; Eurotiales; Aspergillaceae.